UCUGGUAGUUGGGAUGACAGCAGUUCGGUCAGCAGCGGUCUCAGUGACACUGUAGAUAACAUCAGCACAGACGAUCUGAACACACCCACCUACCCUGCCAUCACAUCGUCACCACGCAAGAACAAGGCAGCCCAGGCGGACACACACCAGCAUGUGGAGCAGGAGGUCAGCAGCAGCUGGGCCGGAGCUGAAGAUCUGAAGAAGGUGGACGAGGAGCUGGAUGUCAGCAUGGAGCCCGGCUCAAAGUGGAAGCCUUCCUCCUCCUCUGCAUCCUCGCCAGCGGGGCAGUGCGGUGAGGAUCCCGGGCAGAAGACGGGCCUACCCAUGUCCCAGACUGGCUCCUGGAGGAGGGGUAUGACUGCCCAGGUGGGCAUCACGCCCCCCCGGACCAAAGGCACCAGCGCCACCCUAAAAACCCCUGGUAAAACUGAUGACGCCAAGGCCUCAGAGAAAUGCAAGGCCCCCUCCAAGACCGCUGGCAUCCAGCGCUCGCCCUCCGACGCCGGCAAGAGCAGUGGCGACGAGGGCAAGAAACCCCCCUCGGGCAUCGCCCGCCCCCCCACCACUGGGUCGUUCGGCUAUAAAAAGAUGGCCAGCACCCCCUCCGGUGCCCUCAUCACGUCCAGUGGUGCCACCCUGACCAGUGGCUCCGCCACCCUGGGGAAGGUGCCCAAGUCUUCGGCUAUCGGCAAGGGGACAGGGAUCAGCGGAGGCCGUAAGACCAGCUUAGAUGGCUCCCAGCCCCAAGACGAUGGGGUGCUGAUGGGCUGCGGAGGCUCCAAGGUGCCCCUCCAGUACCGCUCUCUGCCCCGGCCAGCCAAGUCCUCCAGCGGGGGUGUGGUGGGGCGCAGCGGCCACCGCUCCAGUUCCAGCAGCAUCGAUUCCAAUGUCAGCUGCAAGUCGGCCGGAGGAACGGGGACCAAGCGAAGGGACGCUGGGAAGGUGGGCUCGGGGCGCUCGAGCCCCAUCCCCAUCACCAUCAACCAGACGGACAAGGAGAAAGUGGCCGUGUCAGACCAGGACCCAGCAGGUUUAUCCACCUCCCCCAAGUCCAGCCCCACCUCCACGGGCCAGUCUGGCCUCAGGCAACCAGGGUCCAAGUACCCGGACAUUGCCUCACCCACCUUCCGCAGGUUGUUUGGCACCAAAGCCAGCAGCAAGGCCAGUACCCCAGGCACACCCGACUCAGGCAAGUGCCCCUCUGCGUUGGGCAGCCCUCAUGGCACAUUGGCGCGCCAGGCCAGCCUGGACUCUCCCUCCUCGGGCACGGGGAGCCUGGGCAGCGCGGGCGGGCAGAGCGGGGCUAGCAGCCCACUCUAUGGCAAGGCCCCUGACCUGGGCACUGAUUCGCCUGCCUCCAGCCCGGCGUCAGGCCUCUCGUUGCCCUCCAACGCCCGCCCCUGGCCCACCAACCUCAGCAGCUCCUCGGCAUGCUCUGGCAGUAAGGACACACUGAGCUGCCAGAGCAUGACCAGUCUGCACACCAGCUCCGAGUCCAUUGACCUGCUGCUGGGGCACCACCACGGCCCCAAAGUCACCCGCACGGCCAGCGUCAAGUCCACGCUUUCUGAGGGCAUGCCUCUUGACAGAAACACUCUCCCCAAAAAGGGACUGAGGUACCCUCCCUCGUCCAGACAGACGUCCCAUGAGGAGGGGAAGGAGUGGCUGCGUUCUCACUCCACUGGAGGGUUACAGGACACGGGGAGUCAGUCCCCUCUCUCCCCCCCUGGAGUUGCAUGCACAAGCACCGGAAAAUACCACUACUCCAACCUGCGUAAGCCCUACUCCAAAUACCACUACUCCAACCUGCGUAAGCCCUACUCCAAAUACCACUACUCCAACCUGCGUAAGCCCUACUCCAAAUACCACUACUCCAACCUGCGUAAGCCCUACUCCAAAUACCACUACUCCAACCUGCGUAAGCCCUACUCCAAAUACCACUACUUCAACCUGCGUAAGCCCUACUCCAAAUACCACUACUCCAACCUGCGUAAGCCCUACUCCAAAUACCACUACUCCAACCUGCUUAAGCACUACUCCAAAUACCACUACUCCAACCUGCGUAUGCCCUACUCCAAAUAUCACUACUCCAACCUGCGUAAGCCCUACUCCAAAUACCACUACUUCAACCUGCGUAAGCCCUACUCCAAAUACCACUACUCCAACCUGCGUAAGCACUACUCCAAAUACCACUACUCCAACCUGCGUAUGCCCUACUCCAAAUAUCACUACUCCAACCUGCGUAAGCCCUACUCCAAAUACCACUACUUCAACCUGCGUAAGCCCUACUCCAAAUACCACUACUCCAACCUGCGUAAGCCCUACUCCAAAUACCACUACUCCAACCUGCGUAAGCACUACUCCAAAUACCACUACUCCAACCUGCGUAUGCCCUACUCCAAAUAUCACUACUCCAACCUGCGUAAGCCCUACUCCAAAUGCCACUACUCCAACCUGCGUAAGCCCUACUCCAAAUACCACUACUCCAACCUGCGUAAGCCCUACUCCAAAUGCCACUACUCCCUCCUGCGUAAGCCCUACUCCAAAUACCACUACUCCAACCUGCGUAAGUACUACUCCAAAUACCAGUACUCCAACCUGCGCAAGCACUACUUCAAAUACCACUACUUCAACCUGCGUAAGCCCUACUCCAAAUACCACUACUCCAACCUGCGUAAGCCCUACUUCAAAUACCACUACUACAAUCUGCGUAAGCACUACUCCAAAUACCACUACUCCAACCUGCGUAAGCCCUACUCCAAAUACCACUACUCCCUCCUGCGUAAGCCCUACUCCAAAUACCACUACUCCAACCUGCUGAGCCCCACCAACCUGUCACCCUACAACCUGCCAGGACCCAGCAGUAUGAGUCGCUCCAACAGCAUCCCUGCCCAGGACUCCUUUGACCUGUAUGGAGAAGCCCACCUGGGGGGCAGCGCCACCUCUCUGGAGGACAGACCCCGGGGCAUGAGCCGCUCUGGCUCCUUCAGGGACAGCACCGAUGAAGUCCAUGGAUCCUCACUGUCGCUGGUCUCCAGCACCUCGUCCCUGUACUCUGCGGUUCUUUCCUUUCUGGCCAAGACAGAGGAAAAGGCACAUUCUGAGGGUCAAACAGGCCAAAAUACCACGCAAAUCAGGAAGCUGCGACGAGAGCUGGACGCCUCCCAGGAAAAGGUUGCGACCCUCACAUCUCAGCUGUCUGCCAAUGCUCACCUGGUGGCAGCCUUUGAGAAGAGCCUGGGGAACAUGACCUGUCGCCUAACGAGCCUCACCAUGACAGCUGAGCAAAAGGAGUCGGAGCUGGCUGAGCUGAGAGAAACCAUCGAGGCGCUGAAAGCCCAGAACACAGACGCCCAGACAGCCAUCCAAGUGGCCCUCAACGGCCCCGACCACCUACACAAAGAUCUGCGGAUUAGGCGGCAACACUCGUCGGAGAGCAUGUCCAGCAUCAACAGUGCAGCCAGUCACUCGUCCCUGGGCAGCGCCAAAGACCUAGAGGACAAGAAGAAGAAGAAGAAGAGCUGGGGAAAAGAGAGAGGCAACAAGGUGGCUGAUUCCAUCCCAGCACAGUUGCGGAGCUCGUUCAAGCAGGCCUUCAGUAAGAAGAAGGGCAACAAGCCUCAGUCUCCCCACGACGACAUCGAAGAGAUGACAGACUCAUCGCUGCCGUCCUCGCCCAAGCUACAGCAUGCUAACAGACAGGACAGCUUCCCAACACUACUCUCCUCAGCCUCUACCACAGAUAACAAGUGCGUUUGUGAUAGCAAGCCCCUCCCCAUUUGGAUGUCAAAGAGAAGGCUAAACGGUCAUGUGGUCUACAAGCACAGAUCUCGGCUGUGUGAGUGCACGGAGGCGGAGGCGGAGAUCAUCCUGCAGCUGAAGAACGAGCUGAGGGAGAAGGAACUGAAGCUGACAGACAUCCGCCUGGAGGCUCUUAGCUCCGCCCACCACCUGGACCAGAUCCGAGAGGCCAUGAACCGUAUGCAGGUGAGGAACCAGAAUGAGAUCGAGCUGCUGAAAGCGGAAAAUGACCGGCUCAAGACGGGAGGCACCACGACAGCCGCCACGCCAGCCAAGAUGGGCCGGCCACCCUCUGAGACCUCCAGCACAUCCUCGUCCUCCUCGCGCCAAUCUCUGGGCCUGUCCCUCAACAACCUCAAUAUUACAGACACCAUCAUGUCAGAUAUUCUCCUGGACGAUGGUUAUGAGGGCAAUCUACGCAAAGAGGGGCGCAGUGUCCGCAUUGUGGUCACAAUCAACAGUGGCUCCAAUAAGACCAAGGGUAUGCAAAGCCAGGAGUACCUCAUUGGUUCCAUCGGCGUGAGCGGAAAGACCAAGUGGGAUGUGCUAGAUGGAGUAAUCAGACGAUUAUUCAAGGAGUACGUGUUCCGGGUGGACCCACUGACCAGUCUGGGGCUGAACUCAGACAGUAUAGUCAGCUAUAGGAUGGGGGAUGUGGUGCGGGCCCACGCCUCUGAACUGCCUGAAAUGCUGCCCUGUGGCUACCUGGUGGGGGACAACAACGUCAUCAGCGUCAACCUCAAAGGUGUGAAGGAGAACAGCAUAGACAGCCUGGUAUUUGACACCCUCAUCCCCAAGCCCAUCGUCCAGAGAUACCUCAACCUGCUCAUGGAGCAUCGCCGCAUCAUCCUCUCUGGCCCCAGCGGCACCGGGAAGUCCUUCCUGGCCAGCAAGCUGGCGGAGUUCCUUGUCACCAAGUCUGGUCGAAAGGUCACGGAGAGCAACUUGGCUAGCUUCAACGUGGACCAGAAAUCCAGCAAGGACCUGCGUCAGUACCUAUCCAGCCUGGCAGAGCAGUGCAACACUGAGGAGAGCGAGACGGAGCUGCCCACCGUGGUCAUACUGGACAACCUCCACCACAUCGGCUCACUCAGCGACAUCUUCAACGGAUUCCUCAACUACAAGUACCACAAAUGCCCGUAUGUGAUUGGAACCAUGAACCAGGGAGUGUCUUCCUCUCCCAACCUUGAGCUUCACCACAAUUUCAGGUGGGUGCUGUGUGCCAACCACACAGAGCCGGUCAAGGGUUUCCUGGGCCGAUUUCUGCGCAGGAAGCUGAUCGAGACGGAGAUCAACAGGAACAUGCGUAGCAAUGACCUCAUCAAGGUCAUCGACUGGAUUCCCAAGACGUGGCAGCACCUCAACGGCUUCCUGGAGGCCCACAGCUCCUCAGACGUCACCAUCGGUCCCAGGCUCUUCCUGUCCUGCCCCAUGGAUGCAGAUGGCUCGCGGGUGUGGUUCACUGACCUAUGGAACUACUCCCUGGUGCCUUACCUGCUGGAAGCCGUUAGAGAAGGGCUCCAGCUGUACGGCAAGAGGGCGGCGUGGGAGGACCCGUCCAAGUGGGUGAAGGACACCUACCCCUGGAGAUCUGCCUCCUUGCAGCAUGACAGCCAGGCCCUGCUCCAGUUACGGCCAGAGGACGUGGGCUAUGACGGCUACAGCUCCUCCAAAGAGGGCGCCUCCUCCAAACAAGUGUCACAGAGUGACACGGAAGGAGACCCACUGAUGAACAUGCUAAUGAGGCUGCAGGAGGCGGCCAACUACUCCAGCGCGCAGAGCUGCGACAGCGACAGCGCCAGUCACCAUGACGACCAGCUGGACUCGUCGCUGGAGUCGGCGCUCUAGACGAGAGCUCGGAGAGGAGACCUCAGAUGGAGUGACGGAGCGGAGCGCUUUUCAGCGUGGCGUCAGCGAGACGUGGCGGCUCGAACACUUCCAGGCACCCCACACAUAACACAGAGAGAUGUGUGUAGUCAGGAGAUGUCUGUUAGCAGGGUCGGGGGGAGGAAGCCCUCUGACAAAAUGGAGUAGAUUUUUGUGUAUGGUGGUUGAGACACAGUCCUCCAUUUCUCCACUGGAUGUGGCAUCCCAGAAUGCAGGCUGCACGUACACAGUGAGAGACAAUUAUGUCUGUGGUUCUACACCAUACAACUGGAAUUGACAUUAUAGUUUUAUUUAUGUUGAUUCACAGUUGUUGUAUUAACUACGGAUGUUUACAAGGGCCAAAUUCUGGUUUUGUUUACUAAGGUGCUGAACAAAAAAAGGCACGUAUCCCUCCCGUCAAACCCUGACCUCAGACGAGCCACAUGGUGCUGGUCCCGUGCUUAAACCUGUCCCUAGUUUACAGGCAACGCCAAGACCCUCCGUACACCCCUCGCCAACAAGCACAAAAAGAGCACUGUGUGUCGUCCAACCAACUGCUACUGUGAAACAAUGGACAAGUGCCCGUGUUACCGUAUGAUAUACUGCCAAGGGCACUGCAACGUGUCUGUCCACAUCCACAGAGUCCUUUUAGGCUUUUCACACUAGCAGACCUGUUGUUCACCCUUUCCUUAAAAGAUGGACAGCACUAUACCAACAGAUGGGUGCUGAAGGGAGGGGUGGCUCCUUCAAUCCAAGGGCCAGGUCAAGAACAGUACAAGCCUGAUAUUGGUGCUUUCUCAAUGCAAAGCUCUGAGACAGGGGUGUAUUACUUCAGCCUUUGGCUCCCUGCUGACCAUCCUGAGUGGAUAGGAGAUUGACAGGAACACACACUUCCUGACACACAACCAUUCAAAUGAAGUGGUCCCGUAUCGUCUCAGUGGGUGCUUUAAUUUCAGUACAGUAAAGGAGAGUUUUAUAACUACUUUUAGGCCAAAAUAUCUCACAGAUCCUGUCAAAGUAUGUUCCCCAAAACCAUCCACUUUUGUUUCUGACAGUAAUAUUGUACAAGCAAAAUGGUUGUUAUACUGUAUUUGCAAGUGGAACUGACCAAUUGUAUAAAAGUUCAAAGGGGUGGGCAUUUUUUUAGUUGUUGCUUUUACCCAGUUGAGCUGGGUUCACUUGAACUGUCAUGAGCACAACCCGACCCUUUUGAUUUUAUAGCCUAAGGAGCAUGUUUUAAGCUUUCUAGGGGGGAACAUUUGAAGGAGACUUUUCCUUUUACAUAACAGCGUGUGGUAGGGACAGCAGCCAUUUUGGAUUUGGAUUGUCCUUUUCCUCCAUUAAUGAGUGGGUUGGUUUUGCACAGUUAAAGUGGGGGUGUAAAUAAUAAAGUAUUGCACAGUGAAUCAGAGAUGCGUUCUUCCCUGUUGAUGUUAUAUUACGCUUUAACUCGCUGAGAAUUAUUGUACGUUGCAAAAAAAAUACAAAAUAGAAAUGCAAAAAACCAACAAGCUGUCAGAAACAGGUGUAUGUCUUGUGGUGAUUGGCUGUCUUGCCUAUGCAGGAGACAUACGAUGUACAGGAUGAUAUUAUCAUUUUAACCGCUGUAUAUUAAUGUUCACUAAAUCACUGAUUUGAGGAGCAAACCAUUCAAUUUAUCAAGAAAAGCAAAUCUGGUCAUUGUCACAGAUUUCCCUUUUGUGUAUUCUCUGGAACUAGCAUUUGGUGACUCAUCCCCCUAUUCAACAGGCGAAAAUUCACAAAGCAUUACACUGUAACAUUUCUGAAUAUACUUUCAUUCAGUCUUGUAUUCGGUUUUAGUAGAAUCAGAUUUUUUUUUUGUCAUCCCAUUCUGGAGAUACUCUUUUCCUGCUGUUGUGCUAUUUACAAUUCCAAAUAACAGGUGCUACUGGUCAACUAAAUCUAUCAGAUUCCAUUUUCUGCAGAAAAUGUUGUCACAACCUCAGGACAAGCUCUUGUUGUCAUCACUUGGCUGUGACAAAUGUCUUUUUAUUUUGUUUUUGCACUCAUCAUUGUUGGUCUACCCCAUCAGCCUUACACACACACACACACACACACACACACACACACACACACACACACACACCUACACACACCUACACACCUACACACCACACACACCUACACACACCUACACACACACACACACACACACACCUACACACCUACACACCACACACACCUACACACACCUACACACACACACCACACACACACACACACACACACACACACACACACACACACACACACACACACACACACACACACACCUACACACCUACACACCACACACACCUACACACACCUACACACACACACACACACACACACACACCUACACACACCUACACACACCUACACACAACACACACACCACACACACCUACACACACCUACACACACACACACACACACACACACACACACACACACACACACACCACACACACACCACACACACACACACACACACCUACACACCUACACACCUACACACCUACACACCUACACACCACACACACCUACACACACCUACACACACACACAACACACACACCACACACACACAGUCGGUAAGACAUAGCUCCCCUCCAACACAGCAGACAUCUCGUCACUCCUCCCUGCUCCCCUAGGACACAAUCAGUUGCCUAGUUAACCAGAUGUUUUCACAACACAACCAGUUGCCUAGUUAACCAGAUGUUUUCACAACACAACCAGUUGCCUAGUUAACCAGAUGUUUUCACAACACAACCAGUUGCCUAGUUAACCAGAUGUUUUCACAACACAACCAGUUGCCUAGUUAACCAGAUGUUUUCACAACACAACCAGUUGCCUAGUUAACCAGAUGUUUUCACAACACAACCAGUGUACCAUUAUGUCAUGGUGACACCAUACAAUCUCAAUGACAUCUUAGUUGGAAACAUCGCAUUUACUGCUUUCAGAGAAUCUUUUUUCUUUAAACAUUUGUCCUUAAAUGUUUUAUAUUUUGUACAUUUGUAUGUAACAUAUCGUGUAAAUAGACAGAGACAGCGAUUUAAAUCAUCUGGAGGGAUUUUGUAGUCUUUGUAAAGCCCUAAUAAAUGGUAUUUGGUGUCACAUGA
Messenger RNA from Oncorhynchus kisutch (coho salmon), 8792 nucleotides. Its product is annotated as neuron navigator 3. Gene Ontology annotation, biological process: nervous system development; neurogenesis. Gene Ontology annotation, molecular function: ATP hydrolysis activity; ATP binding. The record is from RefSeq and is a predicted model, not a curated record. The transcript has 31 exons. The annotation marks the transcript as partial. NCBI's taxonomy places the organism in Eukaryota, Metazoa, Chordata, Actinopteri, Salmoniformes, Salmonidae.